Gloeophyllum trabeum ATCC 11539 is the source of this 797-nucleotide messenger RNA. RefSeq lists its product as uncharacterized. The transcript has 10 exons. The coding region runs from base 107 to 523 and encodes 138 amino acids. The record is from RefSeq and is a predicted model, not a curated record. NCBI's taxonomy places the organism in Eukaryota, Fungi, Basidiomycota, Agaricomycetes, Gloeophyllales, Gloeophyllaceae.
UGCAACUCCAGGAGAUCACUUGAAGUCUGAAACACCUGCAGGGACCAGGACUGCUUGAAACCCUCAUAAACCUCUCUGAAAUAGCCGCAAAGCUACUACAUCAUUUAUGGGCUGGCAAAAAACAUUCACCUUGUCAAGGCGUGCUAAGGGAUGCCAUCUGGUGACUGAGGAGGUGCUAUCUCAGAUUCAACCCGGAUUGAAGGAUGUCAAGGCUGGAAUGUUGUUCCUGUUUAUACAACACACUUCGGCAGCGCUGACUGUUAAUGAGAACUUUGAUCCCGAUGUCCGACGAGACAUGAACAUGGCGUUGGACCAUGUCGUGCCAGAGAAACUAAACUGGGUUCAUACCGACGAAGGACCAGAUGAUUCUGUAUCUCACACGAAAACCUCACUUAUCGGACCAACUAUCUCCGUGCCAAUUACGGACGGACGUCUCAACCUCGGGACAUGGCAAGGCAUCUACCUCUGCGAGUUCAGGCAUGCUGCGCACACCAGGCGAGUUGUGGCUACUAUCAUAUCAUAGGAAAGCUGUCAUGGCUGUCUGGCUGUUCUCGAUCUCAAGUUCACGAUCACUAUGUAAUGUUGUAUUUUGUAUCUGCGUGUGUGAAAUCUACCGCGUUUCGUGGCUUACAGGUUGACCUGCGAAUACACGUAUGAGACGAAAUCAUGGGUGGCGCAUACGACAGUUGGUCGAUUGAGAGACCUCUCAUAAGGUUCUGGCCAUGUAUCCUGCAGGUUGCACCGGUUCCUGGGGACGGGAUGGAGAUGCGCGCAUGAUAUCCGGUGGCCUAAAGGCA